AUGAAGUGCAGAUGGCUACUGCUGGCGGCGCUGGCCGCCGAAGCCAUCGCAAUCACCACCCGAUCGGACAGCAGCAGCGGUGGAAACCCGAUCCGAAAGGUAGUCAGAAUGAUGCAGAAGAUGGGAGAGAAGAUUGAGAAGGAGGCCAAAACUGAAGCAGACCUCUACGAGAAGUUCGAAUGUUAUUGCAAGGGCACAACUGCUGAGCUUCAGCAGAGCAUACAGCAGGCGGAGAGCAAUCCGCUGUCUCAAGCCGACAUUGAUGAGAAAAAGGCAGAGAUCGACUCCCUCCAGCAGGAGGUCACCAAGCUGAAGGAGGACCGGCUGGCUGAGGAGGAGAGCUUGAAGGCGGCUAAGGCUCAGCGUUCCAAGGAGCACGAUUCCUUCGUGAAGGAGGUCACUGAAGAGAAGCAGGUGGUCACAACCAUCGAUAAAGCCGCUGAAGCCAUCACAGGCACCGAGACCGCAGCAUCCUUCCUGCAGAUUGCCGACUCUGACGGUCAGGUUUCCCGGCUCCUUCGCUUGCUGGACAGCGAUCUACGCCUUGAUAGCUCGGACAAGCGCCAGGCAGCCGCCUUCCUGCAAGGCGACCGCAGCGCUGCCGAUCCCGGUAUGGUGGUCGGCAUGCUCUCAGGCAUUAAGGAUGAGACCAAGGCGGAGAUCAAGACAGAGACCAAAACCGAGGAGGAAUCAGAGGAGAGCUUCACUGGAGUGAAAAAGUCCAAGACAGUGGAGAUCUCCACGCUGCUGAACCAGUUCGAACGCAAGAUGAAAAGGAUUGGAGAGUUGAAGGUUGAGGUGGUCAAUCUGGAGCGACAGCUGUCAGAGCAGGGCAACUCCCUUGAGGACGAUAAGAAGAUGCUCGCGGAGCUGCAAAAGAGCUGUGCUAAGAAGGCGGAGGACUGGGAGAAGCGACAAGCUGCCCGACAGGAAGAGCAGCUGGCUCUGCAGGACACAAUCAAGAUUUUGAAUUCGGACGAGUCGUUGGAUACCUUCCGGAAGCGUAGCACUUCGCUGAUCCAGCUCUCACGAAGUCGAGAGAAGGUUCGCCGCGAGGCUCUUAGCAUCCUCCGCAGCAAGAAAAGGGACCAUCCAGAGCUAAACUUCCUGGCUUUAGCUCUGUCGGGACGUAAGGCAGACUUUGGGAAGAUCCUGAAAAAGAUUGACGGCAUGGUUGCUUUGCUGGAGAAAGAGCAGGAAGAUGAUGAGACAAAAAAGGGCUACUGCAAGAAGGAGUUCCGCGACAACGCAGAUAAGUCCAAGGUGCUGGACUCCAAGAUUCAGUCACUCAAAGCCGGCUUGGCAGAGAAGAAAGAGACAAUUGCCAAGCUCACAGAGGACAUCAAGGCUCUGCAAACAGGCGUUGCCGAUUUGGAUAAGUCCGUCGCCAAAGCCAGUGAGAACCGGAAAGCAGAGCACACGGAAUUCCAGGAGAGCAUGUCCUCCAAUUCGGCGGCCAUCGAUUUGUUGAGCCUGGCUCGAGACCGCCUGAACAAGGUUUACAAUCCAAGCAUGGUGGCAGAGACCACCACCAAGAGUCCAUACGAUUUGUCGCUGCUUCAGCUGUCGUCCAAGAUUGCACAGCCUCCUCCAACCUUUGAGGGUGGCUACCAGAAGAACUCAGAGGGCAGCAACGGAGUUCUGAAGAUGAUCGAUACCUUGGCAUCUGACAUUGAGAAGGAAAUGGCGGUUGCCAAGACAGAGGAAGCAGACGACCAGGAGGAGUACGAAGAGACUGUCAAGGACGCGGCAAAGAAGCGACAGGCAGACCUGGAGCUUGCCACACGGAAGGCAGCUGAGAAGUCCGAGAUCGAGGGUGACAUCAGUGAUGACAAGAAGGAUUUGGGCGGAAAGAAGAAGGAGCUUGGAGCUGCGCAGCAAUACGCGGCGGAUUUGCACGAGGACUGCGACUGGCUGUUGAAGAACUUUGACUUGCGAGCGCAGGCACGUACCGAAGAGAAGGAGAGCUUGAUUCGGGCGAAGACUGUCCUAGGAGGCAUGUGA
Molecule: messenger RNA, 2004 nt
Organism: Symbiodinium pilosum
Lineage: Eukaryota; Dinophyceae; Suessiales; Symbiodiniaceae
Source: the annotation of a GenBank genome assembly